Messenger RNA from Microplitis mediator, 1962 nucleotides. Its product is annotated as protein PFC0760c-like. Gene Ontology annotation, molecular function: protein binding. The transcript has 4 exons. The record is from RefSeq and is a predicted model, not a curated record. NCBI's taxonomy places the organism in Eukaryota, Metazoa, Arthropoda, Insecta, Hymenoptera, Braconidae. Bases 183 to 1898 code for a protein of 571 amino acids.
AUUCAAGCGCUAGUAAUGUACAUUUCUUUUCAUUUUCUUCAAUAGCCUUCAGUUUUUGUUUUACUUCAGCAGAUAGUGGUUGGUCCUGUAUUUGAUAAAUUAAAAAUUAAUUAUUUAUUACAAUAAAUAUCCAGUAAUAGUUAAAUAAACUAUUGAUUUGUAUCAUAUUAAUUAAAUCAACGAUGAAUCAGUUUCAAAAUGUUCACAACGACCUUAAUUCCACGUGUCCAACUGUGGUGAUAACAAAUAGGAAGUCAGCUCCUGAUACAAAAAUAGCUAAUUUGUCUUUCAAUGGAGAAAUUUACCAUUUACAAUUGGGAAACACUACCAUCGGUCGUUCCCACAAGAAUGAUGUCCAUUUGAAUGAUGGUUCAGUGUCGGCGUUUCAUUCAAACGUGGAGGUGAGAAAUGCGGGUAUAUUCAUAACGGAUUUAAAUUCUACAAACUCAACGUUCAUUGAUAAUAAAAAAAUUUUGCCUCGAAGGAGAUACCAGCUUACUCAUGGCUCAGUGUUAAAACUUGGACAUGUUGAAGGGAUGGUUGAAAUUUUCGGGUACAGCAUAAUAAUAAGAAGCAUGUCACUUGUACCCAAUUUAUCUACAAGUAUGGAGACAGAAAGAAUCAGAGAAUCCGACAGUUUUGAGGUGGGAUUUAAUUUAUCAUCGGACAUUGAAAUUGUUCAUGAAAGAUCUGGUAUGGAAGUUAUCGAGGAAGUCUCAGUAAAUGCUGGUAUUGAUAUAGAUGAUGGUGAUAAUCGUGAUAAUGGUGUUAAAGAUGAUGAUGAUAAUGGUGGUGGCAAAGAUGAAAAGAAUAAUGGUAAUGAUAAUAAUGUGGAUGGCCCACAAGACGGUGGUAAUAAUAAUAGCAAUGAUAACGCAGGUAUAAUUGAUGUUAGUGAUACUAGUGAUAAUGGGGUUGAUGCUGAUGGUACCGAAGCUGAUGAAAAUAAUAAUAAUAAUAAUGAUGAGGAUAAUGCUGAUGAUGAUGAUGAUAGUGGUACAAAAGAAGAUGAAAGUAAAGAUAAUGAUAACACAGGUAUAAUUGAUGUUGGUGAUACUAGUGAUAAUGGGGUUGAUGAUGAUGGUACCGAAGCUGAUGAAAAUAAUAAUAAUAAUAAUAAUAAUGAUGAGGAUAAUGUGACCAACGGUAAUGAUGUGGUUGGUCUACAAGAUUAUGAAAACGAUAAUAAUGAUGAUAAUGGUAAUGGUACAAAAGAUGAUGAAAAUAAAGAUAAUGAUAACACAGGUAUAAUUGAUGUUGGUGAUACUAGUGAUAAUGGGGUUGAUGAUGAUGGUACCGAAGCUGAUGAAAAUAAUAAUAAUGAUAAUGAUAAUAACGAUGAGGAUAAUGAUAAUGAUGUGGAUAGUCUACAAGAUGGAGAUAAUAGUAGUAAUGAUGAUAAUGAUAGUGCUAAAAUAGAUGAUGAAAAUAAAGAUAAUGAUAACACAGGUAUAAUUGAUGAUGGUGAUACCAGUGAUAAUGGGGUUGAUGAUGAUGGUACCGAAGCUGAUGAAAAUGAUAAUAAUGGUAAUGAUAAUAACGAUGAGGAUAAUAAUAGUAAUGAUGAAAACGAUAGUGGUAAAACAGAUGAUGAAAAUAAAGAUAAUGAUGACACAGUUAUAAUUGAUGUUGGUGAUAUUAGUGAUAACGAGGUUGAUGACGAUAGUGCCGAAGACAAUGAAAGUGAUAAUAAUAAUAAUGAUGAUGGUGGUGGUAGUGAUGAUGAUGAUGGUGUCAAAGAAAAUGAUAAUAGUGAUGAAAAUAAUAAUGAUAGUGACGAUGAUGAGGAUGGUGUUAAUGACAGAAAUAAUACUGGACAUCGUUAUUAUUUACGUAAAAGAGGAACGGAGAAACAUGUGUCGUUCGAUAAACUUUUGCGUGCAAGGAAAAAAAAGUAGAUUUAAAGAAAUAUGUACAACAGCCCUUUUUAAAAAAUGAGGCAUUCAUUUUUUUUUUUUUUUU